Molecule: messenger RNA, 321 nt
Organism: Ilex paraguariensis (yerba mate)
Lineage: Eukaryota; Viridiplantae; Streptophyta; Magnoliopsida; Aquifoliales; Aquifoliaceae
Source: the annotation of a GenBank genome assembly
AUGGAUGGGACACUUAUAUGGGAAAUUGUGGAGUCUAGAUUCAAGGAAGAUGCUAAAGAGAUAAAGUUACAUGCUUUAAAAGCUGGGAAAGAGCCUAUUUUUGAGGAGUUGCCUAAGAAUAUCAAAAGGAAAACAGCUGCUUCGUACAAAGAGCUGGAGGCAAGGAAAAGCAGAGUAAAUGAUUUAGAGAAACUAUACAUGGAUAUGGUCAUGCAAAAAGAAUUACAUAAAAAGGGUAGGAAGCGGAAACUUCGUGAAGAUGAGAUUGUUUCUCCAACUUCCAAACCAGUAUAUAAAUGGCGGCCAGAGCGAAAGCGGUGA